Blepharisma stoltei is the source of this 3441-nucleotide messenger RNA. NCBI's taxonomy places the organism in Eukaryota, Ciliophora, Heterotrichea, Heterotrichida, Blepharismidae. The record is from the annotation of a GenBank genome assembly.
AUGGCAGGCAUUUAUUCAAAAUACUCAAACUCGUUCCAUAUGAAUUUUCUGAAACUUAUUUUUUGUGCUUUACCACUUUUCGUGAAUUCUUUUGGCAUACUUCUUGUCUAUGAUUACGAAGAUACUGCUAGCCUUUCAAGCUUGACAGAACAAAUAAAAACAAAAAUCCCCUUAUCAGAUCAAGUUGACAUUUCUACUUGCCAAUAUCAAGAAUUUGAGCUUUGCAUAACUUUUCACCCAAGUCUACAAGUAAUUUUCGACAUUUCUGACAAUUUUCAAGCUCAAUAUGAACUAGAUAUUUUUUGCAAAGAAAACUCUAUUGUCCAUAUUGUAAAAAAUAGCAAAAUAAUAUAUCAUAGCGAAUGGACCUUUUCAAUAUCCAGCUCUUGAGAAGAUACAAAAAGCUCAUUUAUUUCUUUGCUCCAUUAUUUUAAUUGGACUGAGGGUGUUUAUUUUAAAGACCCUGAAGACACUGAUAUAACUGAAGAAUUAAAAAAAAAAUCGAUAUUAAUAAAUUCCCUCAGUGUCGAGUGCUUAUCACCAAUAGAGGAUUUUUUAGCAAUUGAAGUAAUGAGUUUGGGAAAAAUGAUUUAUUUUGUUUUUACAAAUUCACAUGUUUCAGGAGAAAUUCAGGAAUCUUUAGCCAAUGCAAAGCUUCUAGGAAUUGGAACUGCUAUAAUAUUUGUAAAAGAAAGCUCUUAUGGAGCUUCAAUUGAUGGGGCACUGAUAAUGACUGAAAAUGGCCAGGAAAAUUCAGAGUCAGAUGAUGACUAUUUAAGUACAGCUUUCGCAAAUUUAUUAUCCUUAAUAACACCUAACACAACAGAUUCUUUCCAAUUUAGAAAUACUUUAUUGCAAAAAUGCCCAAGCGAUUUUUGUGCCACAGAAUUUUCUCUUAUAAAUAUUCAUGGAGGGCAUAAGCAUUUAGUUGGAAGCAUAAAAAAAAAUGAAAUCAUUAUUACAUCCACAAUUGUUUUUCCAGGAAAUUCAACGAUAAUCCCUGUUUCUAAGAAAAAAGUAAUAAAUUUAAGUAUCAGUGAUGGCUCUACUAACCCAAAUUCUUCUCCAGCAACAUCUAACCCUGCAAAUGUAAGAGGUGCCCAUUUAGCUAUUGAAAUGGUAAAUGAAGGAAACGAUAUUCUUUCAAAUUUUGAGGUCUCCAUGUUCAGCUAUGAUUGUGGAGUCACUGUUUAUAAUGCCAAUUUCUCUAUAAAAUGCUAUAGUUCAAAUAUUGAUAAAAUAGGCUACGGCCAUGUGGCCGCAUACGGUUCUAAUGUCGCUGUAGGGGAUUUUCAAACUUUUAAAGCUUUGAAUAUCACUGUCCCAUGUGUUGGCGCUGGCCCAUCAGAUGCUGCACUAUCAAGCACAGCUAAUUUUCCUUAUUAUGCCAGGGUAAAUCUAGCUAGCUCAUAUUUAUACAACCAGAUUCCUCUUUAUUUAAAAGCUUCAGGAUGGAAAAAAAUUGCUGUUAUCUACCAAAAUGAUGCGAAUUUUGGUAAAUCAGCUUAUUAUUAUAUUAACCAAUCAGCUACAAACCAAGGCCUAGAAAUUGUAAAUGACCCUAAUUUGAGGGCAAUCCCAAUGGGGUUAAACAGAACCCAGCUUAAAAAUUACACCAAUGUAAUUCAAGCUGUUAUAAAUUCAGGUGCUAGGCUUGUGAUAGCUGCUUUUGCACCACCAUUUGCGGUGUAUAUUACUGAGAUGUUUUAUGAUUUGGGAAUGAGAAAAGGAGACAUAAUAUUUUUUGCUGUUUACAGUGGGUUUGUAACAGAUAUUGCUGCAAAAGAUGACUAUACUUAUAAAAGACUAGAAGUAGCAGUCCCUAUGCUAAGGAUUUACCAAGAACUUUGAGUAGGAGAAAAAGGCACUCAAGUGUAUAACCGAUUAGUGGAAAAAUAUAAAGAAGCCAUCGCAUAUAAUUGCCCAUAUUAUGACACCUCCUACUUAAUUGCAUACAGUAUAAAUUGGAUGAUUACUAAGGGGGAUGACUAUACUGACCCUGCGAAGCUACAAAAAUCGAUUAGAUCUGUAAAAUUUCUAGGAUGUACUGGUAAUGUUUAUAUCCAACCAGGAAGUAAUGACAGAAUUGUAAACGGCUUAAUAAUCGACUCUAACUCUUAUAAUAAUGAUACAGGCAUUUCUGUCUAUACCACAGCUUUACUAAAACCCUUUGGCCCUACAAUCUUGACUAUCAAGCAGCCUCUGAUCUAUGCUGACGGCACCACAAAUAAACCUUCUGACCUGAGAAUAACCAUUACAGACUGCCCAUUUCCCAACAAAGAAAUAAGGACCUUUGUGAAAGGAAGAGCCAUGGUCUUUGCUAUAUCUUUUACAAUUGCAGGCAUCAUGUGCAUUUCUACAUUCUUGAUUUGGAAAAGAUGGUGAAAUAUAAAAGUAGAAGAAUUAAAGACUAAGGCAGAAAUUUCUAUACAGGACUUUUUGGUAGGGGCUACAAUUGCCAUAGAAUUUUUUCAGCUUAUCAGCAUGGGACCUGAUAUUAGACCUAUGAGCACUUUUAUAGCUGAUAUAGGAGAUAUGCUUUCUCUUGAUUUAGGAAGCUUUUUUAAGUUGCAGAAUGGGGUUUUCUGGUGAGUUUUGGAUGGGGUUUUGGCAGCAACGCUUGUGUGGGUUAUUCUUUGUAUUGUAAUUUUAUUUCAGCUUGAUGAAAAAUACUCGAGGAUUUGGAUUUUUAGGAAGCUUGGCUGACUUGGUGAUAAUUUGAUGCCGAUCCUUGGAAAUCUUUGCUUUAUUCCUUUUAUGUCUAUUCUUUUAGAUGUAUUUGUGUGUGACGAAUCAAUCGGAGACUCUUUUAGUGAUAGUUUUCUAAAUAAAGAUUGCUAUCAGUUUUGCUGGACUGGGGAUCAUAUAAUAUACUCAGUUUUAUCAUUUUUGGCUAUUCUCUCAUAUGAACCUCUAGCUGUAUAUUGCAGGCCUCUUUGGCAAGAGUUGCAAAACAACUUGCAUGUAAUUUCAAUCCCCUUAUUUUUGAUGGUGAAGACAGUUGUUCAAAUACUUUUAAUAGUGCUUAACAAAACAUUAAAAAGGGCUGAUGAGGUAGUCCAUGGUUUUUUAUUUGUUGGGCUGCUUAUUCUAUCUAUAGCCUUUAUUUUGAAAUUUAAAGCUUAUAAUUACCCACGGUUUACGUUUUGGCAAAUAUUAAGCUUGGCCGGAGUAGCUUGAAUAGCUUUACUAGGCACAAUUUUUUUUAUUUCUCGUGAUAAUAAUUUUCCUUGGAUCGCGUUAAUUAUUGGUGGGCUGCUUUUUAUUUUAAUUUAUGGGCUAAUUAGGCAGAGGAAAGGAUAUCCAAGUUUACUAUUUCGAAAGAAAACACGAGAUACGAGCACACUUUUUAGGUUUGCUUUUACCUUUGGAAAGCAGACUAAAAUUGGAUCAAAAGUUUUACCUUUUUCGGGCAACAAAUCAUCAUCUUUGCGUGAUUAG